AUGGCACCAAGAACCAAGGCAGAUCGCUUGGGUCGGGCCUCUACCAUGGAGAGUUUGCAUAACGACAACGCUGCCGCUACAUCUACCAAUGCAGCCACGCGACUUCAAGAUGGCAGCACGGAAGCACAGGGCAGACAACUGAAAGAUAACAGCACGGCUUCAAAAGAUCAUCCUCCUUCUUAUACUCGUCAUGACUCAAUAGAACUACAACUGACGUCUUCCCUACAAUCCUUUUCAAAGAACCCCACGAAGCAGCCACCCCCACCAGUAGCACACAUAUCAACCCAUCAGUCCCUAACACGUAGACUAACAGGCAGAUUAUCAUUAACUGGCACCCGCAGUCACUUUGAUUCACCCAUAUCACCCAGUGAUCUUUCUGGUUUGCACGACCCCAAGUCAUUGAAACACUUGUACGAUCUAGGCGGAGUCGAUCGAUUAUUGUCUUUGUUGAAAACAUCGCCAAAGGGGCUCGACGAGCACAAUGAAGCUGAUUUGGAAGCCCGACGUCACGAUUUCGGUGUAAAUAAACUACCACAAAGGACAUCAAAGAGCUUUUUGCAACUUUGUUGGGAAGCAAUGAAGGAUAAAGUGUUGAUUAUUUUGUCUAUUGCCGCGGUUGUGUCCUUGGCUUUAGGGUUGUACGAAACGUUUGGUAGUGGUACACACUACGACGAUGAAGGUAAACCUUUACCCAAAGUUGAUUGGGUUGAAGGUGUGGCUAUUUUGGUGGCUAUUGCUAUAGUUGUCUUGGUUGGAGCAGCCAAUGAUUACCAAAAGGAACGACAGUUUGCUCGUUUGAAUGCUAAAAAGGAAGACCGUGAAUUGAUCGUGGUGCGGAAUGGUGAAAAGAAGUUGGUGUCAAUUUAUGAUUUGUUAGUUGGCGAUGUCAUCAAUUUACAGACCGGUGAUGUUGUCCCUGCAGAUUCAAUCUUGUUUCAGGGUGAUGUUGAGUGUGAUGAAAGUGCGCUUACCGGUGAAUCCGAACCAGUUAGAAAAGUACCAGUGGAUGAUGCAAUGCAAGUGUAUGAGCUGCAUUUACCUACUGAUGAGGAUAUUGGCAGCAGGACGAUAAAAUUUCAAGAUCCUUAUUUAAUUUCAGGAGCUAGAGUCUUGGCUGGAUUGGGUAAUGCGUUUGUUACUGCAGUUGGACCAAACUCAAUCCACGGAAGAACAAUGGCAAGUCUACAACAUAAACCAGAAUCAACUCCUAUGCAAGAAAGAUUGGACAAUUUAGCUGAAGGAAUUUCAAAGUAUGGAUUCCUCGCAGCCAUAGUCUUGUUCAUUGUGUUGCUCAUUAGAUUCGGUGUUGACUUGGCUCCAGGAGGGUCAUUCCAUAACUUGAACCCGACUGAUAAAGGACGGAAGUUUAUUGAUAUUGUUAUUACGGCAGUCACUAUUGUCGUUGUUGCUAUACCUGAAGGUUUGCCACUUGCAGUCACUUUGGCUUUGGCAUUCGCCACUACAAGAAUGGCUCAAAAUGGUAACUUGGUUCGAGUUUUGAAAAGUUGUGAAACCAUGGGUAGCGCAACUGCCAUUUGUUCUGACAAGACUGGUACUUUAACUGAAAAUAAGAUGAGAGUUGUGCGAGGCUUUUUUGGCUUGAACCAAGAUGGUCAAGUUUUGGAGUUUGAUAACACAGCAGCUAAUGAGUACGAGCCUACUUCAGUUGAUGUCGCAAGGGAAAUCACUCCCGAAUUGAGAACUUUCCUUGCUACUAACAUCAUCCUCAACUCAACUGCAUUUGAAAACAGUGACUACAAUGAGGAUCUAGUCAAUGCUGCUAAAAACAGACCAAAAUCAAAAAGCUUUCUCCAGAAACUCUUUUCCAAAUCUGAACUGGCUUCUCAAGUAGAGAAGGAUAUUCUUUCUGCUGAGCCAUAUUUGGGAAAUAAGACAGAGUCGGCAUUAUUAAUCCUUGCCGACAAGACUUUCGGAGCAUUUGCAAACAAAAGACUCGAUGAAGUUCGAAGUGAAGGAGGGAAAGAUGCUGAACAAAUGAUUCCUUUCGAAAGUUCCAGAAAGUGGUCUGGGGUAGUAAUGAAGAUUGAGAAUGGAUUCCGUGUGUACAUCAAGGGAGCUGCUGAAAUUGUUUUCAAAAACUGUGGAUAUGAACUGAAUGUAGAUGGCGAUUUGAUAAAGUUGGAUAGAACGAAACGGGAUGAUGUCUUGACCAAAAUUGACGAGUAUGCCAGUGACGCCUUACGUGCUAUUGCAUUAGCACAUAGAGAUUUUGUUGGUAUUACAUCUUGGCCACCAGAGGAAUUGAAAAACCUGGAAAAUCCACAUGAGGUUGAUACUGAAGCGUUGGUAAAUGUUAAUGCUAGUGCCAGUGAGAUCAACAAGCAAUUUGUUUUGGACGCAUUGGUUGGUAUUCAAGAUCCGUUGAAACCAGGCGUCGGUGAGGCUGUGUUGCAAUGUCAACAUGCCGGGGUUACUGUUCGUAUGGUUACGGGAGACAACUUGAACACGGCAAAGGCCAUCUCCAAAGAAUGUAACAUUCUAACACCAGAUGACUUGGACAAUGAAUAUGCAUUUAUGGAAGGGCCCAAGUUUCGGAAAUUGUCACCAGCAGAACGCCGGAGAAUUGUACCCAAAUUGCGAGUAUUGGCACGAUCAUCACCAGAAGACAAGCGUAUACUUGUUGAUACGUUGCGGAAAAGUGGUGAAGUUGUUGCUGUCACUGGGGAUGGUACUAACGAUGCGCCAGCUUUGAAAUUAGCUGAUGUUGGGUUUUCCAUGGGUAUUGCCGGUACCGAAGUUGCUCGUGAAGCCUCCGACAUUAUAUUGAUGACGGAUGAUUUUACUGAUAUUGUUCAAGCUAUUAAAUGGGGUCGUACUGUUGCUACAUCUAUCAAGAAGUUUAUUCAGUUCCAGUUGACGGUGAACAUCACUGCCUGUGUGUUGACAUUCGUCUCUGCUGUUGCCUCGAGGGAAAAUAAAUCUGUAUUGACGGCAGUUCAAUUAUUAUGGGUCAAUUUGAUCAUGGACACUUUGGCAGCAUUGGCUUUAGCUACUGAUAAGCCCGAUGACUCAUUUUUGAACCGGAAACCAGCCGGUAGGCAUGCUCCAUUGAUCUCAACAUCAAUGUGGAAGAUGAUUUUGGGUCAGUCGGCUACUCAAUUGAUUAUUACCUUUGUAUUGCACUUUGCCGGGAAGCAGUUGUUCCACCCGGGACGCUCACAUAUUUCCAACCAUCAACAGGAACAAUUGGAUGCGUUGACGUUCAAUACGUUUGUUUGGUUGCAAUUUUGGAAAUUGAUUGUUACUCGUAAAUUGGAUGAGGCGGAUGAAAUCACAACUGUACGGGGAAGAAUCACGAUGGAGAAUUUGAAUUUUUUCCAACACUUGUUCCGUAAUUGGUAUUUUAUCGCCAUCGCCUUGAUUAUAGGUGGGUUCCAGGUGUUGAUUAUGUUUGUUGGUGGUGCUGCAUUCAGUAUAGUGAGACAAACUCCAGGACAGUGGGCCACGGCUAUCUUGUGUGGGUUUAUCAGUAUACCCGUGGGAAUUGUGAUUCGUAUUGUGCCUAACGUAUGGGUUGAACGUGUAUUCCCUACUAGGGCGUUCAAUUUGUUUAUCUAUUAUGUUGGAUUUGGGUGGCUCAAGAAAAAGAAGAAGAGCAAGCACGAAGAAGACGAGGAGAAUGUUGGAGGAACUGGAGAGAAUGGUGUGAAUGGCGGUGUCGCUGGUGGAGCUGAAUCCAGAGCUGGAGAUAACACUAAGCUGGUCAAUUCGAGUACUUCGGACAAAACAAAGAUGUAA
Messenger RNA from Lodderomyces theae, 3759 nucleotides. It is a transcript of the gene PMC1, whose product is annotated as calcium-transporting ATPase. Gene Ontology annotation, cellular component: intracellular membrane-bounded organelle; membrane. Gene Ontology annotation, molecular function: ATP binding; ATP hydrolysis activity; P-type calcium transporter activity. Bases 1 to 3759 code for a protein of 1252 amino acids. The transcript has a single exon. NCBI's taxonomy places the organism in Eukaryota, Fungi, Ascomycota, Pichiomycetes, Serinales, Debaryomycetaceae. The record is from RefSeq and is a predicted model, not a curated record. Gene Ontology annotation, biological process: intracellular calcium ion homeostasis; calcium ion transmembrane transport.